Microsporum canis CBS 113480 is the source of this 1041-nucleotide messenger RNA. RefSeq names its product bax Inhibitor family protein. Gene Ontology annotation, cellular component: mitochondrial inner membrane. The transcript is spliced from 2 exons. The record is from RefSeq and is a predicted model, not a curated record. NCBI's taxonomy places the organism in Eukaryota, Fungi, Ascomycota, Eurotiomycetes, Onygenales, Arthrodermataceae. The coding region runs from base 1 to 1041 and encodes 346 amino acids.
AUGGCGUUCGUCCUCCGUCGCCCGUUUGCCGUAUCGGCCGCACUUAAACAGGUCACCAAACCAACAACAGUUUCGUCAACCAUCCGAUUUAUCCAUAACGGACCUAUCAAGCCCUCUUCGUCAGCCGGCCGAGUAUCAUCUCAACUCCCUUCUUCAUCACCUCUCAGUAAAGCGCGCAAGUCGUUUCAGGAUGCCUUCCGACGAACAUACAUGCAAAAGGCGUAUCAGCCUACCGCUGGUGACACUAGCAAUAUGACUCAAAAACUGAUAUAUGGUGCUGCCAUCGUCGGUGGAACUAUCGUGGCAACCAACUUCAUAUUUAAUCGGGAAACAAGAGAGGAUGGCGGAAUGCGUCCGUACGAGCGAAGCUUCUUGAACGAGACUUUCAUGCAUACAGGCCUUGGUAUCGGGAUUAUUGGUAUUGCUGCCCGUGCCCUCCACACCAGCGGAUGGUCAUACCGGCUUAUGGCAACCAACCCAUGGGUUGUUGUCGGUGCCAGCUUGGUGGCCAGCAUUGGAACCAUGUACGGAACUUUUUACACAUCACCAGAUAAUUAUGUCCAGAAGUAUGCUCUGUGGACUGGAUUUAACCUUGCCCAAGCCGCUGUUCUCGCACCUCUAUUCUUCAUGUCCCCUGCUAUCCUUGGACGUGCAGGCCUUUACACCGUGGGCAUGAUGGGCUCUAUUGCCUUUGUCGGUGCUACUGCCAAACAGGAGAAAUACCUUUACCUUGGUGGCCCCCUUCUUGCCGGUGUUGCCAUCGUUGCUCUAUCUGGUUUCGCUCCCCUCGUCCUGCCGGCUACUGCCACACGAACUCUUAUGUGGUCUGAACGUAUCUGGCUAUAUGGAGGCCUUGCUGUCUUCGGUGGAUUCACCCUCUACGAUAUCCAGAAGAUCCUCUACCAUGCCCGCUUGGCUGAGAGAGGCAUUGUUCGAAGAGAUGUUGUCAACGAGAGUGUCAGCCUUGAACUCGAUUUUAUCAACAUCUUCGUCCGGAUGGUUCAGAUUCUGGCAUUGAGAGGCGGUAACAACAAGCGAUAA